Messenger RNA from Fusarium venenatum, 1110 nucleotides. The record is from RefSeq and is a predicted model, not a curated record. Lineage: Eukaryota; Fungi; Ascomycota; Sordariomycetes; Hypocreales; Nectriaceae.
AUGUUGCCAAGAGUUCUGUUCCCUCUUCUCACCGCCUCGGCUGUUGCCGAAGUGCAUUUUCUAUUUUCUGGCUUCUUUUCUGGAUCCAUGAUUGCUGGUAUCGAGUUUGAUGAUAAAGCCCAUUCCUUGAACUUGGUGAAGAAUAUCUCAUCGGCGUCUGAUGACGGAUCAAAGUGGAUAGCACUAGACGCUCACAAACAAAAUCUAUACGUUGGCACCACUGGUUACUUUCAAAGCUACAAGAUAACCAAGGAUCUCGGUUUAACUUACAAGAGCAAUGUCAGCUUGUCUUCGGACUGCAACAACGCAAACUUCAUCACGGCAUCGUCCAAGUCUCCUUUCGCAGUAUUCGGCACCCCCUACGGAGACGGCUGUCCAACAGUCGCCAUAUCCGUCGAUGAGACUGGCAAUUUACAGAAGAGUUUCGCAAACGCGACUUACAAUACUAAAGGCGGUGUUCACGGAACCGCGCUGAGCCCCAAGAAUGACUUCCUGUACUCUGCCGAUGACAUGGGAAAUGCAGUCUGGGUCCACUCUUACGAUCGCGAGAGCGGCAAAGUUGAAGAGGUGCAGUAUCUUGCUGCCGAGGAAGGAUCAAACCCGAGACAUUUAACGGUGCAUCCGAACGGGGAAUGGGUGUAUGUUGUGUACGAGGAGGCGAACUCUGUUGCGGCAUACCAACGGAACACAAAUACGGGAAAACUCGAGUUUCGAAAUGAGACGUACAGUUUACUUCCUUCUGGAUUCACCAACUCUUCUUCUUACUGGGCUGAUGAAGUACUUCUUUCCACGCCUGCCGAUGGAUCAUCCCCCAAAUACCUAAUCGCUGCCACGAGGUCUCGUAAGACAGGAGUUCCCGGAUAUGUCUCUGCGUUUAGUCUUGAUGCCAAGACUGGAGGUGUCAGAGAGCAGCUGUUUCUGCAGGAAACCACCAAUAGUGGAGGAUCUGCAAAUGCCGUGUCACCAGCUUCGUUCAGUGAGGAUUACUUUGCUAUCACUGAUAGUGGUUCGAAUUUUAUUGAAGUUUGGAAGAUUAAGGACAAGUGUGCAGCGGCAGUGGCCCAUCUUGAUCUUCAGAAUGGACCAGCUAAUGCUGUAUGGUAUAGCUAA